This is a messenger RNA of Penaeus chinensis, 522 nucleotides long. Its product is annotated as Down syndrome cell adhesion molecule-like protein Dscam2. The coding region runs from base 1 to 522 and encodes 173 amino acids. Gene Ontology annotation, biological process: axon guidance; homophilic cell-cell adhesion; dendrite self-avoidance. Gene Ontology annotation, molecular function: cell-cell adhesion mediator activity. The record is from RefSeq and is a predicted model, not a curated record. NCBI's taxonomy places the organism in Eukaryota, Metazoa, Arthropoda, Malacostraca, Decapoda, Penaeidae. The transcript has 3 exons. Gene Ontology annotation, cellular component: axon; plasma membrane.
AUGAAGGGCCAGUACGUCUCGGCCCACGGUGACGUCAUCAGCCACGUGAACAUCAGCAGCGUGCACGUAACCGACGGAGGCACGUACAGCUGCACGGCGGAGAACAGCGCCGGGAAGAUCGUCCACUCAGCACGACUCAACGUGUACGGACCACCCCAUAUACGACCCAUGGGGCAAUUGUCAGCGGUUGCAGGAGAGACCUUUUCCGUAUCGUGUCCUGCUUCGGGAUAUCCGCUUCACAAGAUCAUUUGGACGAAAGACGGCGUUCGACUCCCGACGGGGCACCGGCAGCGCGUCUUCCCCAACGGCACGCUCGUGAUUGAGCAGGUGACUCGCGGCACGGACGACGGACAGUACUCGUGCACGGCCAUGUCGAGGCAAGGGCGCUCGGACACGCAGCAGCUGACUGUGCGCGUCAUGGGUAUGUUGCUGGGCGCUAUGUUGGCCUCAUGUUGGGCGCUCUGUUGGCCUCAUGUUGGGCGCUCUGUUGGCCUCAUGUUGGUCUCUAUGUCGGCCGCCUAG